UAUCAAAAUGUUCGGUUAUCCAACUUUUUCUCUGGCAACUCUGGCCCUUUGUUCCAUUCUUUGCCUGAAUGGAAUCGAAGCCACUCACCUGAGGUUCCCAGGACCCGCGAGGGGUAGAUCCCUGCCGCUGAUACUGCAAAGACAGGAGCAAGCACCAUACCCACCAGCCGGCCUGAUGCGACCGCCAUUCCAACUUCCUACGGAGGAGGCAGUGGAGUUCCCUCAACCCGAAGAGACCUACGGACCACCAGCAGACACCUACGGUCCGCCUGCGCCGGUGAAGCCCGCUGAAGUCUAUGGUCCACCUGAGCAGAUCUACGGCCCUCCAGAUCAACCAGCCAACGAUGACAAUUCGAGCACCUUACCACAAAGCGCAGCCAUUAUAGACUUGGCCAGUCUGCCGCUGCCUCCCCAAGCUCAGUAUGUUCUUCCGCUCCUGAGCCGCCUGUCUGCCUUCCGCCCGCAGCGCCCGGCUAUCGCAACUCCGCAGCGCCGGCCUGAACUCUCGGCUCGUCCGCGACCUAGUCCGGCCAAGAUUGUAAAUGCUCCAGUGUUCCCAUCAACUCCCCUGGCUUUGCCCUUUGUGGAUCGACGUGUUCCGUUUCGCCCGCAACCAUCACGCCUGGUAGUAAAUGCGCCUUUCAGACGCCCAUCCAGGCACUAAACCACAUCAUCCACCACUCUGACCUAGAGCAGAAUGCACAAAUGUUAUACACUGUAA
This is a messenger RNA of Drosophila suzukii, 721 nucleotides long. RefSeq lists its product as uncharacterized. The record is from RefSeq and is a predicted model, not a curated record. NCBI's taxonomy places the organism in Eukaryota, Metazoa, Arthropoda, Insecta, Diptera, Drosophilidae.